AUGGUUUCCCGUCAAAAAGAUAUAAAUCUUAUAAAAAUUGAUGUGAUGAAAAAUCAAAAUUUAAUAGCAGAAGUAAAUGACAGACAAAAUCAUCAAACAACUCGAAAUCAAACUGUUGAAAAUAUAACUAGGUCAAAUUUAAAAAUACCGUUAGAGACUAUGGAACAACUUGACAGUCUUGAAGCAGAUGAAGAACUAAAACAAAUCUUUGCUAAUGUUAUUCGCAGAAAUGGAAAGUCAUUUGACUCAAAAAGAACAACAUAUCAAAUUAUGAAGAUUGUUUUUGAAAAUCGCUUGGCCGAGGGAUUGGAUAUGAAAGGAAGAGGAGAGAAGCGAGCAUUAUUAAAAAUGGAAAUUUAUGCUGUGAAGUUCAUGUUUCCUGAAGAAUCACUGAAACUGAUAAAAAUGUAUAUGAGUGAUUGGCUAAAGCAGGCUCCUAAGAGGAAAUCCUAA
Molecule: messenger RNA, 453 nt
Organism: Myzus persicae (green peach aphid)
Lineage: Eukaryota; Metazoa; Arthropoda; Insecta; Hemiptera; Aphididae
Exons: 3
Coding region: 1-453 (150 amino acids)
Source: RefSeq, a predicted model, not a curated record